Messenger RNA from Echinococcus granulosus, 1791 nucleotides. Its product is annotated as DNA repair and recombination protein RAD54-like protein. The coding region runs from base 1 to 1791 and encodes 596 amino acids. Gene Ontology annotation, biological process: double-strand break repair via synthesis-dependent strand annealing; reciprocal meiotic recombination. Gene Ontology annotation, molecular function: ATP-dependent chromatin remodeler activity; ATP binding; DNA translocase activity. Gene Ontology annotation, cellular component: nucleus. NCBI's taxonomy places the organism in Eukaryota, Metazoa, Platyhelminthes, Cestoda, Cyclophyllidea, Taeniidae. The record is from RefSeq and is a predicted model, not a curated record. The transcript is spliced from 10 exons.
AUGGCUGACGAAAUGGGUUUAGGAAAGACGCUGCAAUGCAUCACUCUUGUAUGGACUCUUCUGCGACAAAGUCCAGAGGCGAAACCGAUGAUCGACAAGGCUGUCAUCGUCACACCAAGUAGUUUGGUGAAAAACUGGGCUAAUGAAUUGAACAAGUGGCUGCAAGGUAGAGUGAAUCCUUUAGCCAUUGAUUCCGGCUCUAAGGAUGAAAUAGAUAGAAAAUUGGGUAAGCGAUCCAUUUCUGAUGUAGGUGCUUUAGCCGCGUUCAUGUCGCAGAGGGGUCCAAGGAUAGCUACUCCGAUUUUAAUUAUCUCCUACGAGACGUUUCGAUUGCAUGUAGGGGAAUUGCACAAGGGUACUGUAGGCUUGGUUAUCUGUGAUGAGGGUCACAGGUUGAAGAACUCAGAAAAUCAGACCUACCAGGCACUGGUUCAGCUGAACUGUCAAAGAAGGGUUCUCCUCUCGGGUACUCCAAUUCAAAAUGAUCUUCUGGAGUACUUCAGUCUGGUACACUUUGUCAACGUUGGCCUUUUGGGGACUGCAGCAGAGUUUCGGAAGAAGUUCGAGACGCCUAUUUUGCGUGGCAGAGACGCGGACGCAACUGAUGCUGAACAAAAGGUCGGGGAGGAGAAGCUACGAGAGGUUAACGCUUCUUUGCUAGUUGAACAGGUGGUGUGUUGUCGAUUGGCGCCGACUCAAGCUCAGGUCUACGCGGAAUUCGUUAAGCGAAUGGCUCGUGAAGUUUCUAAACAGUUAGGUGGAAGCGGGGGAGGAGGAGACAAGAAGCUCUCUGUCUCUAGUCUCGCCUCAAUUACCCAUCUCAAGAAACUGUGUAACCGUGAGUUGCUGCUAGACAUCCUUAACUUGCCUAGUAUUCCCGAAUUUGUCGGUGGUAUCGCGUGUAUCAACUGGAAUCCUGAUCUAAUAUUUGACAGGAUACGCUCCGGUUCUGACAGUUUUGGGGGCAUGCUUAGCUUCUUCCCUAGUGGAUACGCCAGUUGUUCCGAAUCCGGUCGGCCAGCUCAGCCGGAAAUGUCAGGUAAAUUUCAGGUGCUCGACUGUCUGCUGGCAAUUAUUCGAACCACUUCGAAUGAUAAAGUGGUGCUCAUUUCAAACUACACCCAAACGUUGGAUCUGUUUGAAGGUCUCUGCAGGCAUAGAAACUAUGGAUACUUUCGGCUCGAUGGAACGAUGUCCAUUAAGAAGAGGGCGAAGAUUGUUGAGAAGUUUAACGACCCAAAUUCCCCAGAGUUGGUCUUCAUGUUGAGCAGCAAGGCGGGUGGUUGUGGCCUAAAUCUCAUCGGUGCGAAUCGCCUGGUAAUGUUUGAUCCUGAUUGGAAUCCAGCCAACGACGAGCAAGCCAUGGCACGUGUGUGGCGUGAUGGACAGAAGAAGCAGUGCUACAUCUACCGCCUCAUUUCGACGGGCACAAUAGAGGAGAAGAUGCUUCAAAGGCAGGCGCACAAGAAGGCACUGAGCAGUUGUGUGGUGGAUCAAAUGGAAGAGGUGGAGCGACAUUUCAGUCUGGGUGAGCUGAGGGAACUCUUCACCUAUUACUCAGAGACUGAUUCUGACACGCAUGACAGGUUCAAAUGUCGGCGAUGCGUGAAUCGAGUGCAAACACGGGGUCCGCCACCCGAAGCGGAUUGUAAUUGCGAUUUGUCGGUGUGGAAUCACUGCUACCACCGCAAAGCUCUCGAGGACUACGUGCUAAAGGGAACAUGGGACACUGGAAUGAUCAGUUUCGUCUUCUGGCAGCGGUCUCAUGAAGAACAGCGCAAGACUGUCUAA